UGCGGAACACAGAAACUGCAGCCAUGACGACCCACGUCACCCUGGAAGAUGCGCUGUCCAACGUGGACCUGCUCGAGGAGCUUCCGCUCCCUGACCAGCAGCCAUGCAUCGAGCCUCCGCCGUCCUCCAUCAUGUACCAGGCUAACUUUGACACGAACUUCGAGGACAGGAAUGCAUUUGUCACGGGCAUUGCAAGGUACAUUGAGCAGGCGACGGUCCACUCCAGCAUGAAUGAGAUGCUGGAAGAAGGACAUGAGUACGCCGUCAUGCUGUACACCUGGCGCAGCUGCUCCCGGGCCAUUCCCCAGGUGAAAUGCAAUGAGCAGCCCAACCGCGUGGAGAUCUAUGAGAAGACCGUGGAGGUGCUGGAGCCAGAGGUCACCAAGCUCAUGAAGUUCAUGUACUUUCAGCGCAAGGCCAUCGAGCGGUUCUGCAGCGAGGUGAAGCGGCUGUGCCACGCGGAGCGGAGGAAGGACUUCGUCUCGGAGGCCUACCUCCUGACGCUGGGCAAGUUCAUCAACAUGUUCGCCGUCCUGGACGAGCUGAAGAAUAUGAAGUGCAGUGUCAAGAACGACCACUCUGCCUACAAGCGGGCGGCCCAGUUCCUCAGGAAGAUGGCAGACCCCCAGUCCAUACAGGAGUCGCAGAACCUUUCCAUGUUCCUGGCCAACCACAACAGGAUCACCCAGUGUCUCCACCAGCAACUGGAAGUGGUCCCAGGCUACGAGGAGCUGCUGGCUGACAUUGUCAACAUCUGCGUGGAUUACUACGAGAACAGGAUGUACCUGACCCCCAGCGAGAAGCACAUGCUCCUCAAGGUGAUGGGCUUUGGCCUCUAUCUGAUGGAUGGAAAUGUCAGUAACAUUUACAAACUGGAUGCCAAGAAGAGAAUCAACCUUAGCAAAAUUGAUAAAUUCUUUAAGCAGCUGCAGGUGGUGCCUCUUUUCGGCGACAUGCAGAUAGAGCUGGCCAGAUACAUUAAGACCAGUGCUCACUAUGAAGAGAACAAGUCCAAGUGGACGUGCACGCAGAGCAGCGUCAGCCCUCAGUAUAACAUCUGCGAGCAGAUGGUUCAGAUCCGGGAUGACCACAUCCGCUUCAUCUCCGAGCUUGCUCGCUACAGCAACAGUGAGGUGGUGACUGGGUCCGGGCUGGAUAGCCAGAAGUCAGACGAGGAGUACCGCGAACUGUUUGAUCUGGCCCUGCGGGGCCUGCAGCUCUUAUCCAAGUGGAGUGCUCACGUCAUGGAGGUGUACUCUUGGAAGCUGGUUCACCCCACAGACAAGUUCUGCAACAAGGACUGUCCAGGCACGGCGGAGGAGUAUGAACGAGCCACCCGCUACAACUAUACCAGCGAGGAGAAGUUCGCCUUCGUGGAGGUGAUCGCCAUGAUCAAGGGCCUGCAGGUGCUCAUGGGCAGGAUGGAGAGCGUCUUCAACCAAGCCAUCCGGAAUACCAUCUACGCAGCCUUGCAGGACUUUGCCCAGGUGACCCUGCGGGAGCCCCUGAGACAGGCAGUACGCAAGAAGAAGAACGUCCUCAUCAGUGUCCUGCAGGCCAUUCGGAAGACCAUCUGUGACUGGGAGGGGGGCCGGGAGCCCCCCAAUGACCCGUGCUUGAGAGGAGAGAAGGACCCCAAAGGUGGCUUUGACAUCAAGGUGCCCCGGCGUGCCGUGGGGCCAUCCAGCACCCAGGCCUGCCAGUGGUCCCCGAGGGCUUUGUUUCACCCCACUGGUGGCACACAGGGCCGAAGAGGCUGCCGAUCCCUGCUCUACAUGGUACGCACCAUGCUUGAGUCACUCAUCGCAGACAAAAGCGGCUCCAAGAAGACCCUGAGAAGCAGCCUGGAUGGACCCAUCGUCCUCGCCAUUGAGGACUUCCACAAGCAGUCUUUCUUCUUCACGCACCUGCUCAAUAUCAGCGAAGCCCUGCAGCAGUGUUGCGACCUCUCCCAGCUCUGGUUCCGAGAAUUCUUCCUGGAGUUAACCAUGGGCCGGCGAAUCCAGUUUCCCAUUGAGAUGUCCAUGCCCUGGAUUUUAACGGACCAUAUCCUGGAAACCAAAGAGCCUUCCAUGAUGGAGUAUGUCCUCUACCCCUUGGAUCUGUACAACGACAGCGCCUACUACGCUCUGACCAAGUUUAAGAAGCAGUUCCUGUACGAUGAGAUCGAAGCUGAGGUGAACCUGUGUUUUGAUCAGUUUGUCUACAAGCUGGCGGACCAGAUCUUUGCCUACUACAAAGCUAUGGCCGGCAGUGUCCUGUUGGAUAAACGUUUUCGAGCUGAAUGUAAGAAUUAUGGAGUCAUCAUUCCAUAUCCACCGUCCAACCGCUAUGAAACGCUGCUGAAACAGAGGCAUGUCCAGCUGUUGGGUAGAUCCAUCGACUUGAACAGACUCAUCACCCAGCGCAUUUCUGCGGCCAUGUAUAAAUCCUUGGACCAGGCCAUCAGCCGCUUCGAGAGUGAAGACCUAACCUCCAUUGUGGAGCUUGAGUGGCUGCUGGAGAUUAACCGGCUCACGCACCGGCUGCUCUGUAAGCACAUGACGCUGGACAGCUUUGACGCCAUGUUCCGGGAGGCCAAUCACAAUGUGUCGGCCCCCUACGGCCGCAUCACCCUGCAUGUCUUCUGGGAGCUGAACUUUGACUUCCUCCCCAACUACUGCUACAAUGGGUCCACAAACCGUUUUGUCCGAACUGCCAUUCCUUUCACCCAAGAACCACAACGAGAUAAACCUGCCAAUGUCCAGCCUUAUUAUCUCUAUGGCUCCAAGCCCCUCAACAUCGCCUACAGUCACAUAUACAGCUCCUACAGGAACUUUGUGGGACCCCCGCAUUUCAAGACUAUCUGCAGACUUCUGGGUUACCAGGGCAUUGCUGUGGUCAUGGAGGAGCUACUGAAAAUUGUCAAAAGCUUGCUCCAGGGGACCAUUCUGCAGUAUGUGAAAACACUGAUCGAGGUGAUGCCCAAGAUCUGCCGCUUGCCCCGGCAUGAGUACGGCUCUCCAGGGAUCCUGGAGUUCUUCCACCACCAGCUGAAGGACAUCAUCGAAUACGCAGAACUCAAAACAGAUGUGUUCCAGAGCCUGCGGGAGGUGGGCAAUGCCAUCCUGUUCUGCCUCCUGAUAGAGCAAGCUUUGUCUCAGGAGGAAGUCUGUGAUCUGCUCCAUGCUGCACCCUUCCAAAACAUCCUGCCUCGAGUCUACAUCAAAGAGGGGGAGCGCCUGGAAGUCCGGAUGAAGCGCCUGGAAGCCAAGUAUGCCCCGCUCCACCUGGUGCCCCUGAUAGAGCGACUGGGGACCCCUCAGCAAAUUGCCAUCGCUCGGGAAGGCGACCUGCUGACCAAGGAGAGGCUGUGCUGUGGCCUGUCCAUGUUCGAGGUUAUCCUGACGCGCAUUCGGAGCUACCUGCAGGACCCCAUCUGGCGGGGCCCGCCGCCCACCAAUGGCGUCAUGCACGUGGAUGAGUGCGUGGAGUUCCACCGGCUGUGGAGUGCCAUGCAGUUCGUCUACUGCAUCCCCGUGGGUACCAACGAGUUCACAGCUGAGCAGUGUUUUGGUGAUGGUUUGAACUGGGCUGGCUGCUCCAUCAUCGUGCUGUUGGGCCAGCAGCGUCGCUUUGACCUGUUCGACUUCUGCUACCACCUGCUGAAAGUGCAGAGGCAGGACGGGAAGGAUGAGAUCAUCAAGAACGUGCCGCUGAAGAAGAUGGCCGACCGGAUCAGGAAGUACCAGAUCUUGAACAAUGAGGUUUUUGCCAUCCUGAACAAAUACAUGAAGUCCGUGGAGACAGACAGUUCCACUGUGGAGCAUGUGCGCUGCUUCCAACCACCCAUCCACCAGUCCCUGGCCACCACCUGCUAGGCAGAGGUCCGGCGGACCCUCGACCUGGAGGUGGGAGGAGACGCAGGAAAGAAAAAGCAGUGGUCAGCCUGCAACUGGGUCCAACCGGACAGUGUGUGGGACAGACCCGGAAGCAAAUAAGAACCUCCCCAAACACACCCGCACCACCCCCAGGGCUGGGCUUGUGCAUGCUCUCCCAUGACAUCUCCAUGGUGGUCUUUCUGUAGUGUAAAUGAACACAAAAUAACAGGGCAGUGUGUGCUUUCUUUCUUUUUCCCUCAGCCAUAUUCAAGAGACCCCAGUCUCACCCUGUCUCAUCCUACAGUCCCCACAUCUGUGGUUGCUCCCCAAGACCUCCUCCCCAGAGGCCCUCCCAUCCAGUGCCCACGUGUGGCCCUAGGAGUAAGUCUCAGACACUGAGAAAAGGGUAUGGCCAUGUCGUGUCAGCCUGCCCCCACCACGCCUCAUCUCACGGGCUUCCUUCUCUGGGUCCUCCUCCCCAGUUCCCAUGGUGCUGCACCUCCUGCUGUAGAUGUUAGAAAUACCACUUCUGCCACCAAGAAUAUGCUUUGUCAGAUGCUGAAGGCCAUGGUGAACCAGGAAAAGCUCCUAGAGAAAAGUCGGAAAUGUUUAUAGUUGUAUCCCACUGAGGGGAAUUGGGCUAGGAAGAUAGUCAGGCCUGCCGUGUGGAAGCAGCAUCUGAGCUCAGCCAGGAAUUCCUCAGCCUCGCACAGAAAGCCGUCAGACCAUCUCGUCAGCGUAAAUGCUCAGCACUGGGCCACGCAGGGCAAUGGACAUGGAGGGCGCAGCAUUGAACGAGCGGGUCAGAGAGCUCCCACAGCCUCAGCCAGUGACCAAAUUAGUGUCAACUGCCUGGCACAGAAUCUCUCAUCAAGCAAAACUCCCACAGGAAAGAGUAUGGGUCUGUCUCAACAGGGGCCUCAAACAUCUUGGGGAUAAGGAUAUGAGGAGUAAAAGUAUACCCCCACAGGGAACUCUUAUUAGAAUGAACCAGAACUGCCAUUGUCCAUUUUAUUCUCAACUUCCUGUUGUUCUAAUGCUCCUCAAGUUAGAUUUUGGGGUUUGUAUUCUCUCACAGGGGUAUAUUUCCAUUUUCCUGACUGAACCAAAAUUCUGCUGUAGAAUCUCAGUCACCCAGGGUAGUGAGAUCUUUAGGAAAAGAGGCCUUCAGGAUGCUCACUAGGGUUUAUCAUUUUUGGAGUCUGGCCCUGAGCUUCAAAGAGCAUGUUAAGUGGGAUAUUUAAUACAUCUUGCCCAGGGAGGAAAUGAAAUGAGCAAAAAAUGGAAAGAGUAAUAGUGACUCACUCCCUUCGGAGAGAUGAAAUGGUUACCAUUAGCCAGAUGGUUUGUAUUUAAUCACGGGAUGAACAAAGGAAAUGUCCACAGCCAGAAGUUUGUAUGAUACACUCAUGUCAAGUAUGGUCCAAAGGCCACCUAAGCCAGAGCUUGUUGAGAUAAGCAUACUUGGGUAUAGGUUUUUGCGCUCCACCUCAAGGCUACUAGCUCUCAAUCUCUGGGAGUAGGGCUAUAAAAUCUGCAUUUUCCGCAAGUUAUUCAGGUUAUUCUAUUGUGCAUCAAAGUUUGAGAACCACUGCUGUAGAGAAAUUCUUCUGGUCACCGUGGGUCUUGAGCUACUUCUCAGCAAUGACAGAAAUAUAUAAGUGCAUUUUAGGAAGAUGGCUCGGAAUGGAAGGUGGCAGAUCCUCCUACCUCACACUGCCACUUCCUAUCCUGAUACUCAUGCUUCUGGACGGCUGUGGAUGAAUCCCAAAGGCAGCAGAAACUAUACCACAUAGCAAAGUGAUGCGGUAGAACAUGCCAUCAAAACCCAUAUAAAAUCUCUAAGCUCUGAGGCCUUCCGAGCCUCCAACUCCAUCUGGAAACUGCUGGCUCUCUUUCAGGUAGAUGAGUAGGUUUUUAUGUUCUACAUUUCAUUCCAAAUCUUUCACCACAGCUUUGUAGAGAUUGGCACCCUCCAGUCAAUGAGAUUGCCAUUUCAGCAAUUCCUCCCUCCCACCCUGCAUCAUAACCCCAGAGUUGACCCUCUGGGAAAAAAAUCUCUUAUCCUCAAGUAAUUUGAUCCCAGUAAAUUGAGGUUUACAGUUUCAAGCGAGAUUGUCAUUUCCUCAGCUCAUCAGCAGCACUUAUUUAUGAAAACUGGACGAGUUUAAUUCUUUCCUCCCUAGCAUUGUUACUGACCUAACCCCCUUUUGAUUUUUUUAUGUGUCUAAGGAAAAAAGCUUAGAUUUUAAAAAAAACUUUAAAAUUCUGUUUGAAAAACUGUUAAAUGUACCAUAUUUGUAUUAAGAGUUGUCGGGGAUUUUUGUACAAUGAAUUCACAUUUAUUUAUGGUGACAUAUUUACGCUUGUGAUCAAAUAAUGUUAAAUUCUUAAAUCAUAUUUGCUAUGCAGCUGAAGAUAAUAUUUUGAUUUGUAUUUUGGGGGUACCUGUGUUAAGAAACAUUUUCAUCUCCAUUAAAACUGCUUCCAAACCAGUCAAA
Messenger RNA from Chinchilla lanigera (long-tailed chinchilla), 6361 nucleotides. It is a transcript of the gene Cyfip2, whose product is annotated as cytoplasmic FMR1 interacting protein 2. The transcript has 31 exons. Gene Ontology annotation, biological process: axon guidance; apoptotic process; regulation of actin filament polymerization. The record is from RefSeq and is a predicted model, not a curated record. Bases 24 to 3860 code for a protein of 1278 amino acids. NCBI's taxonomy places the organism in Eukaryota, Metazoa, Chordata, Mammalia, Rodentia, Chinchillidae. Gene Ontology annotation, molecular function: small GTPase binding. Gene Ontology annotation, cellular component: synapse; neuron projection.